CUUCCGGUUACGGGGGCAGUUGUCAUCUAACCGAAGAACAACAGCAAACAGAGGUACUGCAAGUGCAAGACUUUCGCCACGGCUCUCAACAGACCUCCAAUCAUCCAAUGUGCUGAAAAGGUCUCUCCUUUGGUCGUUCACACAUCAGAGGUAAGCAUCAGGUCGGUCUCUGAUAUGGGAAACCAUCUGUGACAGAAAACGUCAAACCCUUUCCAGAGAAAGUGCUCUCGUCUCUUUGAUAACCAAGCCCCAGCUGUCUGAAACCGAUAGCACAGCCACUGCUAACUUUGCUAUCAACGACCAUCUCAGUCUUUGUGUUAGGAGCACGUUGUCCUGUGUUGUUGUUACCAUGCGCAUGUGCAUUAAUUAUGUAGACCUACUAUUAAAAAAAACCUUUUAUUUUCCCUCAUUGUUGUACAAUUUUCUUUUCUUUUUUAAUUAUUGAAAUGGAAUGGAUCUAUGUUCUCUUCUGCUAGACAGAUGGUGAAGGUGAGACCUUCUAUGAUUGAAAGUGAUACUAGGAAGAAAAUUGUGUUUUUCUAUUCUAUAAUCUUGAUGAAAUGUUUUCAUCUACCAGUAUUACAGAAUGCUUUAAAUCCUGCCGUUCUGCAAAUCCAUUGGGAUAUGCUACUGAUGUAUUCCCUUUGCCUUUUACGGCGUUAAAUGAGAGAAGAGACAAAGAAAGAGGCCUUAUUUAUUUAUCCAACCUACUAACCUUCUAACCGACUAACGAAAUAACCUGUAGAAUUCCGCUAAAGUGAUUACCUUUAUUCUGACUUUUAAUAUACAGUCUAUUUUUUGUGCAGCUGUAACAACAAUUCUGUGUCUCUAAAGCAUCUCUUGGGGCAAAUGUUAACCCACAUAUUUGUAUUGUACUAUAUUGAUCUGUGUUCAUAUAUUUUUUAUAGCGCCUAUUCAUUAUUGAUUCAAAUCUAUGUCUUUAGAUUUGUAGCUGAAUCCAAUUUGACCCCUAGUAUAUGUUUAAUUGAGAAUGGGAAUUCUUUAGCAUACGAUUUAUAAACAUUCAAGUGUUAUUAUCCAAGUUUCCUGUCAGUUUUUAUGGAAUCAAUCCCUUUCAUUUAUUUGUUGUUUAAAACUACAGCCAAAUGUCGCUUCAUCCUGUCUGGACUAUCAAACAUUGCUGUUCAGUUCGCCCACCACUAGGGAGCACAAAAGCCACCUUAUAAUUUGCAUGGAUAAUCUGGUUUGGGCUGUCACGUUGCCAUCAAAAAUAACCAAUCUAACCAUGGCAACAGAGAUGUAUUCUAUGUUUUGCCCAAAAUGAAGAGACAUAAUUAUUAGUUCACAUUCUAAAAUGUAGGCCUAAUAUGUUAAUUGAAAGAAAUUAAUUGUCUGGAGCAGUUAAGGUUAAGUGUUUUGCUCAGGGACACAUCAACACUCAGCUAGGAGGAGCUGGGGAUCAAAGUAGCAACCUUUCGGUUAUGAGACACCUGCUCUGCCUCCUGAGCUAAGCCGACCCUCAGGCAAAUGGUGAGACCAAUUUGAUGAGGGGAUAUAUAUAUAUAUAGGUCAUAUGAUCAGCUGACCCACAAUGUGACCAAUGUCAGCUGUAUUAGCUGUAUUAACUAAGACUACUUUUAUGUUAACCACUAAAUAUAUUGCAUGAAUACAUUUUACAGUUGUCAUCCAAUUACGAAGUAUACACUGAAUAAUCUCUUGUGGUUAUCGUUAUUUCAAUGACAUGAUGACAUCAUUAAAUUAACAAUGACACCACAAUCAUACCAAUUGCAAGCCUUUGUGUCAUUGCUGAUUCAAUGAGAGUGUAUCAUAAUUACCGCAGAAAAAGACAAUAGACCUGGUGUCAUUGUUGUUGAUACAAUGCAAGGAUAUCAUGAUUAUGAAAGAAAUAGACAAAAGACUACAACAAUGCUAUCAUUAACUGAGAGGAUGCCUUGAGAUUAUGACCGAAGCAGACAAUGGACAGCUCUUGGAGUCACAGUUAACUAAAUAAGCUAAUGUCAUGAUGACUUCUAUAUAUGGGGUAACAGAUGUUGAGGCCCUGGUAGCACGGUGGUAUGCAGCUAUCUGGCACCGAGAUUAACCACAACAUUUGAAUUGAAUCACUUCUGUACAGUCUUAAAUAAUCUAGGGAAUAAGAACAAUUUAGUGAUUUAGAAAGAAUAUUUGUACAUGAAAACCCGUGUCUGAAUUUAUAAUUGUGUUUAUAUUGUAAAUUUACAAUUCAGAGUUUAAAAAUAUUUCUCCCAUGGAGACAACGAAAGGACCCCACACUUUUAUUAAUUAAAAAUAAAACAAUCUAAUGGGAUUAUGUGUUUGAAUUCAUUGUAGGCUCAAGGUCAAUGCUGAGCGACUGAGAGCGAAAGUGUGGUGCAACCUGUCCUUCAACUUCAGAAUAACCAGCCUAAUAAGAUCAAUAGCAACUUCCCGUCACGUCACGUGAACAGGCCUGGACCUUUGUUUGUGAUGACAGACUGAUAUGUCUGGCAGUUACACCUUUUAUUCUACCCGGGGGAAAAUGGCGGUAAACAGCAGAGCAACUGAUGAAAUAGUGCUGGGCCCACGCCAUCGUUUCAAGUCACGUGUUACUAAGCAAUAGGCUGGGUUUGGGAGUCCCAUGCAGAGUUUAUGUAACCGACAGGUCAAGACAAGUUAUCCUAAGCCUUAUUGAUUAAUUUGACUUGGUAUAAAUAUAUAAUAUUCAUGUAGAAAAAAAACUGUUUGAAAUUCCUGUGAUGAACACAGGCAGACAGAAAUGGUGAUUCAAAACUGCACCUUUUUGUAACGGCAUUAUAGUAAAGUUAACACAGAUGUUGCUCAUAACAGUAAUUGCGUCUAGUAAUCUAGCCAGGGUACUUUGAUAGACAAAGUAACCAUAUGUUAUCCAUCCUUAUGCUCUGGCAGUACAUCUAUAGUGUGAAUAUAUAAUACAAUUAUAUUAAACGUAACUUUAUUUGACUCUAGGAGCUUUCAGCAUUUUACAUAGAAAAUGUAUAAUACAUUUAGGUAAUGCCUAACUUUAUCUAAACUUUUGGCGCUUUCAGCGUGAUAUGUAACUCCAGGGUGUAAACAUAUUUUCUGUUGGGUCAGUUGGUAUAAAAAAUGUAUAGAAUUACACCCACCUUGUACUUCAGAAAAACAUAAUUUGAAUGACAUUGAAAUAGAAAGGCGUUGAUCAAAAGUAAUGACCAUAAAGUCACCACAAAUUAAAACCGUAGCUUUUUAGCAAAAUAUAUUUUAGUUCUUCUUUUACUGAUUUGGGUCCUUUGAAAUAAAUUGUGAAUCAGAAAAAAAGUUGUGAAUAAUAUUCACAUUGUGAAAUGGAGGAUCAAUAAUGACUAUUUAUUAUUCAUCAUUUUGGAUGUGCCAAGAACUACAAAUGACCUGAAUUUCGUGGUUCACGGUGCAAGUCAUUUUUUAUUAAAUUGUAUUAAUUUCUUCCUAGAGAGUGACUAGGACUUAAAGCUGGCUUUGUGUGUGUUGUGUUCUAUUGGACACGUGCCGCUGCGACAUUUUUAUCUUUGCUUUCUGGAGAGAGGCUCAGAAUCUUGGGAGGAGCAACCGCACAGACUGACUUUUAUCAGCACGCUUUAGAGAGAGAAAGAGCACAUAUCAACAGGCAGCUUGACUUGACUUAUUGUAGGCUGACGGUGUCCGUGUUGCUACCUCUGUCCCCUGCCUCGAUGCGCUAGGCCCGGGGCCAUGGAUUCAUCCUCCGACGAGGAGGAGGGGCGCUCCUUCGUCCAGGUGGUCAGUGAGAAGUAUAACCCGGAGAACUUCCCCUACUGCCGGGGCCCGGGCAUGGGGGUGGUGGUGCUGCCUAGCCCCCCGGGCUCCCCGGUGAAAGAUCGGCUCAACCUGCCCAGUGUGCUGGUGCUGAAUGACUGCGGGAUCACCAAGGCCGGUGACAGGACGGAGGUGGCCACGUUCUGCGCCCACGUGGUCGAGCUGGACCUGUCCCACAACCAACUCAAGGACUGGGAAGAGAUUGGGACCAUCGUCUCCAACGUCCCCCAUUUGGAUUUCCUGAAUCUGAGCAGGAACCCCCUGAGCGGCGUGGAGCUGGAGCCCAGCCUGGCCGAGGUGUUCUCCAGGGUGCGCCGGCUGGUCCUCAUCAACACGCACAUCACAUGGGACACCGUGCACACGCUCACCAGCCACACCCCAGAACUGGAGGAGCUGUUCCUGUGCCUGAACCUCUACGAGGAGGUGGUGGAGUCCGGGACGCCCUGCCCGUCCCUGCGGCUGCUGCAGAUCACAGACAACCAGCUGCAGGAAUGGGCGGAGGUCCGCAAGCUGGGGGCCAUGUACCCCCGUCUGGAGAUGCUGGUGCUGGCCAACAACAGCCUGGGCUCUGUGGAGGACCCCCCCGACACGCUGGAGCGCCUCUUCCCCAAGCUGCGCUACAUCAACCUCAAUAACUCAGGGCUUAGCAGAUGGGAGGACGUUGACAGUCUGAAUUUCUUCCCCAAACUGGCGGAGGUGAAAGUGAUGGGCAUUCCCUUACUGCAGCCAUACACUGACCAGCAGCGACGCAGCCUCAUAGUGGCACAGCUUCCCUCCGUCUCCGUGCUGAACGGUAGCCUGGUGACGGACGGCGAGCGGGAGGACGCUGAGCGCUUCUUCAUCCGCCACCAUCAGGACCGUCCGGAGGAGGAGCUCCCCAGGAGAUACCACAUCCUGGUGUCAAAGUACGGCCGGCUGGCGCCGCUGGCCGAGGUGGACCUGACGCCCCGCGGCCCCACGGUGGAGGUGCGCUGCGGGGACCGGGUGGAGGUGGUGACCCUCACCAUGGAGCAGACGGUGGGCGCGCUGAAGAAGCAGCUCCGGGCCCUGCUGCAGCUGCCGCCCAGCGGCGUGCGGCUCUUCCACGUCAUCCACACCGAGCCCUGCUCCGCGUCGCUGUCGCAUGAGAUGCAGUACCCGGGCCGGGCGCUGCACUCCUACAGCAUCCGCGACGGCGACGAGAUCCUGCUGGUGCCCAAGGACAAGGCCCGCUGCAACUCCACGGGGAGCUGAGGCCUCGGGGCGGCCCGGGGGGGAACCCUGGCUCGUCUGCUGCGCCCGUGCAUUAACCAAGUGCAAUCUAUUGUCAUUGUUGUGUUUCCGUUCGUAUUUUACUUCAACGUCGAUGUGAAAAGUGCUUCUAUAUCUCAUCAUGCAUCGCGCCUUUGCACACCUUUUAUACACGACGUCCGACACAAAGGGUUUUGAUUCCCACCCAUUUUGCACGUUUUAAUCGUGUGUAAUUCAAUGGGAUAGGCUUGCGUUCGACAGCCACUCCAUCCCCCCCCCCCCCCCCUCUGUGUGGCGGUCUACCCGCGGCGGCGCGGUGCUUCAGCCCAGCGUCGCCCGGCGCAUGGCACCAUGUCCCCAGAUAACCCCCCCCAUAGAGCUGCAAUCAGGAGCGCGGCGUGUCGAGCAUAAUGGCAGCGGUGCGCACAGACCACACGGACACGGCUCGGUCAGGACACCCUACUCCCCUUCCCCCCACCCCCCCACAAGCAGGAAAGACAAGACCGCCCCUGUGGUGAGCUUGUCGGGGGUCCGGGAGGGAAGGAAAGGUAAAACGAAGCGCCUUUCGGAUCACUCGAGUUACCACCGCUGUCCAUCUCAAUGAAUAGAGGGUCUCUCUCUCUCUCUCUCUCUCUCUCUCUCUCUCUCUCUCUCUCUCUCUCUCUCGAUUGUGCAGCAGCCACCGUGCAACAGCCUCCCCAGGUCCAAAUUCAUUUAAGCUAUUCCAUAUGGCUAAAACACCCUGAAUCUCUCUCUCUCUCUGUCUCUCUCUCUGUCUCUGUCUCUGUCUCUGUCCCUGUCUCUCUCUCUCUCUCUCUUCCCCCCCAUCCCUGUGAUGGUGGGGCAGCCCAUUAUUGGGUUCACGUCCUUCACUAUCCUAUAUAUAUAUCUCCCUCUCUCAUGCUACUUACUCUUUUCUGUCUAAUUCUUUCGGGCUUUGUCUCUCUCUUAGGGAUCGACCGAUAGAUUUUUGAGGGCCGAUACCGAUUUUCUUGAGCCGAUAAUACCCUGGAAAUCCAGAGUUCUCGCGAGAGCACAAUUUGAAUUUGCUCAGCGAGUCACUCUGGGAACGAGCAAUAUACUCGUGUAUAUUCUGGGCCUCCCCUGCAUGCUUGGUGCCGCCCCUCGAGUUGAACAAAUGUUACAACGUCUCAAUUUAAAAAAAUUAACAUUUAUUGUCUUUAUUGUCUGUAAAUCACGGCAAAAAAAUAAAUAAUAAUAAUCGGCCGAUACCGAUACACAAUACCGAAAAAACUGUGAUCGGCCGGCCGAUAUAUCGGUCGAUCACUAUUCUCACUCUUAUACAUCCAUUCCAUCACUGAACACCGUCAGACGUUGGCUUUGUCAUGGGGAGACAGGGAGGGAAAUUGGAAGGGGGGGAGGGAUGCUGCAGGUUGGCGGGGUUGUUACAUGCUCAUUUAUUUGCACAGGGACACCAAAUGUCUGCUGGUGGGAUUUGGGAAAGUGACCGUUUUAGUUUCAGAUGAUGAUGACAAUGCCGAUUAAGAUUCAAUCUGA
Gadus morhua (Atlantic cod) is the source of this 6513-nucleotide messenger RNA. It is a transcript of the gene tbcelb, whose product is annotated as tubulin folding cofactor E-like b. The record is from RefSeq and is a predicted model, not a curated record. The coding region runs from base 3682 to 4998 and encodes 438 amino acids. Gene Ontology annotation, biological process: mRNA splicing, via spliceosome; poly(A)+ mRNA export from nucleus. Gene Ontology annotation, molecular function: U2 snRNA binding. Gene Ontology annotation, cellular component: nucleus. Lineage: Eukaryota; Metazoa; Chordata; Actinopteri; Gadiformes; Gadidae. The transcript has 9 exons.